GGCGAAGCCCGAUGUUAACCCGGCGAUCCAAGAUGGCGGCGCCCAUGGUUUCCUAAGUCCAGCGGCAGGUUUCCGGCCGGGAGUGGUAUCGAGGGUAUGUUGCGCACCGCCCUCCGAGAAGUGUCGACAGCACUAAAGGAGGGCCAAGUGAGUCCAACAGAACUUUGUCAACGAUGUCUGUCUCUUAUCAAAGCCACCAAAUUUCUUAAUGCGUACAUCACUGUAACAGAAGAUACUGCAUUAAGGCAGGCUGAAGAAUCUGAGAAGAGAUAUAGGAGAGGUCAGUCACUGGGGGAUUUAGAUGGAAUUCCUGUUGCAGUAAAAGACAACUUUAGCACAACUGGCAUUGAAACAACAUGCGCAUCAAACAUGCUAAAAGGUUAUAUUCCUCCUUACAGUGCUACUGUAGUUCAAAAAUUAUUGGAUCAGGGUGCUGUGCUUAUAGGAAAAACAAACCUAGAUGAAUUUGCUAUGGGAUCUGGGAGCACUGAUGGGAUAUUUGGACCAGUUAGAAACCCAUGGAGUUAUUCAAAACAGUACAGGGAAAAAUGUGGGCAGAACUCCCAUCUUGAGAAUGAAGACUCCAGUUGGCUGAUAACAGGAGGAAGCUCAGGAGGUAGCGCUGCUGCUGUAUCAUCUUUCACAUGCUUUGCGGCUUUGGGAUCAGAUACAGGAGGAUCCACCAGAAACCCAGCUGCUCACUGUGGAGUAGUAGGCUUAAAACCAACCUAUGGAUUGGUGUCUCGUCAUGGUCUCAUUCCUCUAGUGAACUCCAUGGACGUACCAGGGAUUUUAACCAGAUGUGUGGAUGAUGCUGCAACUGUGUUGGGUGUGCUUGCUGGGCAUGAUCCUAAAGACUCUACCACAGUGCAAGACCCCUUUAAUCCAUUUAAAUUACCCAGUGUCAUAGAUGUCAGCAAGCUCUGCAUAGGAAUACCAAAGGAAUACCACAUACCUGGGUUGUCUAGUGAAACUCUGGCAGUCUGGUCGAAAGCUGCUGACCUCUUUGAGAAUGCAGGUGCUAGAGUAAUUGAAGUGAGCCUACCGCACACUUGUUAUUCUAUUGUCUGCUAUCAUGUGCUGUGCACAGCAGAAGUUGCAUCAAAUAUGGCCAGAUUUGAUGGACUGGAAUAUGGACACCGUUCCAAUAUGGACAAGUCAACAGAAAGCAUGUAUGCUGCAACACGACGAGAAGGGUUUAAUGAUGUUGUAAGGGGAAGAAUUCUAUCAGGAAACUACUUUUUGCUGAAGCAGAAUUAUGAGAAAUAUUUUAUCAAGGCCCAAAAAGUGAGGCGUCUCAUUGCCAAUGACUUUGUGAACGUCUUCAGUAGUGGUGUUGAUGUUUUGCUCACUCCCACCACUCUGAGAGAUGCAGUUCCUUAUGUGGAGUUCAUCAAAGAAGACAAUAGAACCCGCAGUGCACAGGAUGAUAUUUUUACACAGGCUGCAAACAUGUCAGGGCUGCCAGCUGUAAGCAUUCCUACCGCACUUUCAGAGAAAGGCUUGCCAAUUGGGCUUCAGUUUGUUGGACGUGCGUUCCAGGAGCUGCAGCUUCUCACUGUAGCCAAAUGGUUUGAAAAACAAGCAAAAUUCCCUAUCCUUCAACUACAGGAAAUGCUAGAUCAUGCUGAUGCUCUCUCCCAUCAAAAAAUCAGCCUUUCUUCAUAAUUUAGGGUAACGAAUAUGAAAAGGAUCUUUCAGUUGGUUUUGUUUUGUAUAAAUGAUAAUCUAGAUUCUGAAAAUAUGCAUUAGUGCAAAAUGGAUUCAUGAAAGCUGUUAGUAUGUAAUUAAAUUGAAGUGAACCUCAAAUUAAAUUAUGUUUGUAAGAGCAGUGUGUGUACUGUUUAAGAAGAAUAUAUUAACACUGUAACAAUAGUGGUAUGUCUUGACCUUGUUUCCUUCAUCUCCCAAGGAAGUGUUGAAGUGUUUAUUCCAGUAAGAAACAAAACAUAAGCUGUUGCCUCAAUAUUGCAUGCUUGCCAAGGGCCCUGGUUUCCUACUUUAUCCCUGGUCCCGUGGCUCUAAUGAAACCAAGCUACCAGGGAAUGACUUUCACAGAGGGGUCAUGGCUGAAGGAUAGGAGGCUAUGCUCACAAAUUAGUACAGGCCCAGUUUCAGAUUGGGGAAAAGAACUGAAGAUGAAAUGAUAAAGAAGCAUGCAUGGAAAAACAAUAAAACUCCCUGAUCUGUUGAAAGAAGGCCCCUAAACCCAUGCAGUGUGUACCCCCUGUGAAGAGAUCCCAGAGGUUUCUGUGGUGGUUACAAAACCCUUUUCACAACAGGAACUCAGUCCAAAUAAUUCUAUGGAAAAGCAGCCCUUUAAUUCAUGAACACCUGUGUUUCCUCUUGCAUUCUAUUAGCAUAGGUGAGGUGUCAAAAAUAAGCAUUAAUGGAUCA
Alligator sinensis (Chinese alligator) is the source of this 2397-nucleotide messenger RNA. RefSeq names its product glutaminyl-tRNA synthase (glutamine-hydrolyzing)-like 1 (gene QRSL1). Gene Ontology annotation, biological process: mitochondrial translation; glutaminyl-tRNAGln biosynthesis via transamidation. Gene Ontology annotation, cellular component: glutamyl-tRNA(Gln) amidotransferase complex; mitochondrion. Bases 97 to 1668 code for a protein of 523 amino acids. NCBI's taxonomy places the organism in Eukaryota, Metazoa, Chordata, Crocodylia, Alligatoridae. The transcript has 11 exons. Gene Ontology annotation, molecular function: glutaminyl-tRNA synthase (glutamine-hydrolyzing) activity. The record is from RefSeq and is a predicted model, not a curated record.